Molecule: messenger RNA, 1666 nt
Organism: Schistosoma bovis
Lineage: Eukaryota; Metazoa; Platyhelminthes; Trematoda; Strigeidida; Schistosomatidae
Source: the annotation of a GenBank genome assembly
AUGGACUCCUCUGACCUACAUCUUGCAAUUGAUUAUGUUGGAUCAUGUGGUAUCGUUUUGACACCUGAACAAAAGGCGACGCUUAAUACAACACUGACUAUUUUGAAGCACGAAAACAAGUUCUCGUAUGUGUCGUUUUGGGGUAUAAUUCGAGGAAUCAAUGGAGACUAUUUCAUUGCUCAAGGAAUAGGCAAAGAUGUAUUAAAAGAAAAAACAAAUCUGUACAGUAAAGAUUGCACAACAUGGGGGUUGUUACCAGUACCAGGGAAACAAGAUAUAGAAAAAAGUAAACUUUUCAAAAUGAGACUAACGGGUGAUCCUUCACAUGAAGCUGAAUACGUUGAGGUGAAACAAAUGCCAGGAGAAGGUGAUGAGCUUGUCGAGACUGAAGAACUUAUAACCAUGAAAGAAGAAGAUAGACUUGCUGCUAUUAUUUACCGCAUGGAAGAGGAGGUUGUUAUUGUUCCACGUGGUGCAUUUAUACGAAUGUACAACGGACAAGUUGUGAGAAAUAAAUCUUUUGAAGGUUUAACUUGUGCUGAGGCUUCAAAGCUAUUAUCAUACUUCCAUUGUCGGCCUCCUGUAAAUAUGUCUAACAAACCAUUAGCCGAAAGAGCAAAGCUGGAUAAAGCCAUCGAUUUUUUAGAUACUAUUGAGGAUGAUAAUCCUGAAGGUUGUUGGGUGAUUCAAUUUGAACGUGGAGGCAACCUUGUUCUGGUCAAAAGUCUUUUAUGGAUUGGAUAUGUUUUAUAUCACUUACCAGGUACAAACAAAUAUGGAUCAAUUUAUGUUGGAACUGGUGAAUAUAAUAUUGAUCUCCCAUUUAUGAUAUAAUGCAAAAAGUAAGCGAACUAUACAAAGAAGUAUAAAAUUUGAUGUAUUUUACAGAAACAUUGAAAUAUUUGUAUACAAAUACUUAAAAAAGUUGAUUGGAAUGAAAAACUAGUUUGUGUAUUUGUUUAUUUGAUUACUCUUAAUGUAUUUGAAGAAACAACAGGCCGGAAAUAUCUAACACAUUAAAAUAUCACAGGAAUAUAUUAGAAAUACAUUUAAUGACCAGUGAUUACUCUUUUGUUCUGGGUGUGCAUGAGAGUUUGUCGAUAAAUGCUUGUCUAUUUCUGCGAAUUUCUUCAGCUGAUAUUCGAUUCCCAUUAUUUAUGUCAGUUUGAGCUGUAUUUUGGCCGAUAAAAUUCGAUUCAUUAGCUAAGAAGAAAAUUUUUUUAAAACAAUUAGUUUGAUAAAUUUCAGUAAUGCAAUGAGACGAAGAUUAUCAGAACUGUGAUAUUUUAGCGUAACACGUUUAAGACAGUUUGAUCACAUAUAUACCUGUUAAGAUAUUCAUACAUGAAAAUAUUGAAAACCAAUUAGGCAAAUUGGAUAGUAAGAGAAAACAAGGAUGAAGAAAAGUGUAAAGCUCUACACUGGAUAAUAAGUCGAUAGUAUCGAAUUAGGCUUCGAGUGGGAAUAAACUAUUUUUGAAUACACAAUAACGGUUCGAAAUUUGGCGCAGUCAAGGCUUAAAUAAGCGUUAUUAUAACCCUUUAUUAUUCCUGCACAGCACUACAAAAGCUUAUUUGAUGUCAGCCCUAUGACGCAUCUCACCCAAAUGCUAUAGGAUGGAAGAUGCUUGUCAGUCAGCUAUAACGUAGGACCAGGCACAUAUAUG